AUGACCCCAGUCUGACUCCGAAUGAGAUCCUUAGGGUAUGUCGGCUUACUUGUGUUGAGGCAGCCCCCUUCUCUAAUCUUGUUACAUCUCAGAACUUCUUUCGAUUCGAGAUUGGCCCCAACUUGGCUAUCGUUCUAGUUGUUAUUCUAAACCCUCCUCCUCCUAUUAUCGGUGUAGACUUCUUCUCCACUAGGUUGGAUGAGGAUACUAUCACUUCUCCAAGGGGAAAAAAGAAACACCGACAAGGCAGGCCGUCCCUGCCAUCGUCGAAUUCUUCAUCUGGCAAGUUGAGGUUUACGUCUAUUGAACUGGAAUUUGCAUUGGGGAAAGAAAGGAUAAAAAAAUAG
Molecule: messenger RNA, 347 nt
Organism: Ilex paraguariensis (yerba mate)
Lineage: Eukaryota; Viridiplantae; Streptophyta; Magnoliopsida; Aquifoliales; Aquifoliaceae
Source: the annotation of a GenBank genome assembly